CAGCAGCCAGUGACGUCAUUUCCCCGCGACGCCGCCUGCUACUGCUGCUGCUCUUCUUCCUAUUAAUUAAAAGACAGCCCUGGCUUAAAGUAAAGCAUGGGCGACUAAGGGGAGGAUGGCGGCGCCUGGAGGGUCGGGCCCUGGGCCCGGGGAGCCCCUUCCCGCUGCUGCUCCUUCUCAGGCUCCGGGGGUCUCUCAAGGGGAGCCCCAGCAGCCUCUCCCUUCGUCCCAGCCCCAGCCUUCUUCUCCGGCGGAGACCAAGUUCCAGCCGCCGCCUCCUCCUCCUCCGCCGCCUCCUCCGCAGCCUCCUUCGGCCCAGGCUCCUCCGGGACAGGCCUCGACCCAGGCCCCUCCAGCGGCUCCCCCGGGGCAAGAGGAGGCCUCCUUCCUGCCCCUGGUCCACGACAUCAUCAAGUGUAUGGACAAAGAGAGCCAAGAUGUCCAUCAGGUGCUGAACGAGCUGAGGACCAAAUUUGUGGAGAUGCGCAAGCUGAUCAAGUCAAUGCAAGGCAUUGGCCUGAGCCCUGAGCAGCAGCAGCUCCAGCUCCAAAGCCUCCGGGAGCAAGUCAAGACCAAGAGCGAACUGCUCCAGAAGUACAAGAGCCUUUGCAUGUUUGAGAUCCCCAAGGAAUAGGGGAGCAAGCCACGUCGGACUCUGAAGGCGUUUGCCCGUUUAUUCCUGAGACUUAUGGGCUUUUGGAUGCACUCUCUUGGGUGGAACGGACUAGUCUGCCUGUUUUAAUGUGUGUUUUGCAAUGUUCUUCAGGGUCAGUUUUUGGUACUUCGGAAGGUACUACUGCUCAGAUAUAUAUGUACACACACAGAGCGCACAUCAAUACAGUUGGCCCUCCACA
Messenger RNA from Sceloporus undulatus (fence lizard), 854 nucleotides. It is a transcript of the gene MED9, whose product is annotated as mediator complex subunit 9. Gene Ontology annotation, molecular function: transcription coregulator activity. NCBI's taxonomy places the organism in Eukaryota, Metazoa, Chordata, Lepidosauria, Squamata, Phrynosomatidae. The transcript is spliced from 2 exons. Gene Ontology annotation, biological process: regulation of transcription by RNA polymerase II. The record is from RefSeq and is a predicted model, not a curated record. Gene Ontology annotation, cellular component: mediator complex. Bases 116 to 634 code for a protein of 172 amino acids.